This is a messenger RNA of Yarrowia lipolytica CLIB122, 531 nucleotides long. RefSeq lists its product as uncharacterized. NCBI's taxonomy places the organism in Eukaryota, Fungi, Ascomycota, Dipodascomycetes, Dipodascales. Gene Ontology annotation, cellular component: nucleus. The record is from RefSeq and is a predicted model, not a curated record.
AUGCCCAUCGGACGAUCUAUGAGAACAGUCAAGGACAAAAUCAAGGGCUCGGAGAAGCAGCUCCACCCUUACGCUCGAAAGUUCAAACAGGUGAACCGAGCUUCGCUGCGGGAAGACAAGCUGGUCCAGAAAAAGACUGAGCGAAUGAACGCUCGCUCAGACCACUCUACUCGAGUCAUGUUUUUUGCAGAAAUCGCCAAGAAGAGCCCCGAAAAGCUCUCCUGGACGGUGGAGGAAAUCAAGGAUAUCACAGAGGUCUAUCUGUCUCGAGAUGACGACGAGCUGGCUGCCCUCAAGAAAGCCCGUCGACCUGGCCGACCUGCGUCCAGCAAACAGGACAUGUUGCAAAUGAGAACCGACAAGGAGCGACACGAGUACAAAACUGGCUACCUGGUGCCCCAUCUGGGAGACGAGGAGACUGUUCGAGCUCUCAAGAUGUACAAGGGAACUGGAAACAUGUCCAAUGCCGUGUUCAUUCGAAUCCGUCCCGACUCUGAGACUUAUGGCGAGCCCGAAAAGUCCAUGAGAUAG